Molecule: messenger RNA, 3588 nt
Organism: Aspergillus nomiae NRRL 13137
Lineage: Eukaryota; Fungi; Ascomycota; Eurotiomycetes; Eurotiales; Aspergillaceae
Exons: 10
Coding region: 1-3588 (1195 amino acids)
Biological process (GO): protein phosphorylation; mitotic DNA damage checkpoint signaling
Cellular component (GO): nucleus
Molecular function (GO): ATP binding; protein serine/threonine kinase activity; monooxygenase activity
Source: RefSeq, a predicted model, not a curated record
AUGGUGCCACAGAACGAAAGGAGCUCUCUUAAACGCAGUAGGGUUAGCACGGAUCACGAUUCACAAGAUUUGAAAAAGCAGCGGCGCUCCCAGAGAACCACAGCCCAAGAUCAAUCUCAAACUACACCGGUGAAUCAGUCCUAUUUACCUACGCCUCUGACCCAACAAAAUUCAACCACGACAGACGUUACGAAAGAAGUCACGGCUUCACCUAGUGAUUCUAGCCAGGUGCGCUGCCAAACACCGCUCAAUUCAGACUCCCUCCAAACAUGUUCGUCUCCUCCUGGUGAUACGCAGGCUCAAUCACAAUUUGUAUACCCACCUAGAGCAUUUGCCGACGAAGUCGAGGAUGAGGCUGCUGAGGGGGUAUGGGGCUACCUCAUCCCGCUUGAUGAAAAGGUUCGGAGGCCACUUGUUCUGAGAAAACGUGAUGGUUGUGAAGCCCUUGCGGAUGCGAAGUCUAAGGGCAAGACUGGGAAGGCAACUCGACGGCAAGAUAAAUCAUCUGAAGGCAAACAAGCGAAGAGUCAUCCUCCCGGCGGUUACUUAAUUGGUCGUCAUCCGGAAUGCGACUUGGUGAUUAACGUCCCCACUAUAUCUAAUCGGCAUUUCUUGAUCUUCCCAGAAAACAAAAAGGGUGGAUCGGUUGCGAUAAUGGAAGAUCUAUCCAGCAAUGGUACUUUUAUUAAUGAUGCAAUCGUUGGGCGUAACAAGCAUCGCGAACUUGAAGACGGUGAUGAAGUCACUAUUUUAGAUGAAGCACGGUUUGUUUUCAGGUACCCUCGCACAAGGGAAACAAGCGGGUUCCGCCAGCAAUACAGACUUCUUCAACAACUUGGGAAAGGCCACUUUGCAACUGUCUACCUCUGUGCAGAACGGUCUACAGGAGCGCAAUAUGCCGUUAAGGUUUUUGAGAAACGUCCCGGCGAUUCGCAGAAGUCUCAAGUGGACGCUUUACAGCAAGAAAUAGGUCUGUUGAUGGGCGUUAGCCACCCAAAUCUACUAUGUCUUAAAGACACCUUCGACGAGAGUGAUGGUGUUUACCUCGUUCUGGAACUUGCUCCAGAAGGGGAACUCUUCAACUUGAUCGUUAGCAAGCAGAAGUUUUCAGAGACGGAAACACGCGAUUUAUUCGUUCAGCUUUUCGAAGGGUUGAAGUAUCUGCACGAUCGUGGAAUCGUUCAUCGGGACAUAAAACCUGAAAAUAUCCUUGUUGCAGACAAGGAGCUGACUGUGAAGCUCGGUGAUUUUGGUCUUGCGAAGAUUAUUGGGGAAGACUCGUUUACAACAACACUAUGCGGAACACCAAGCUACGUGGCACCAGAGAUAUUACAAGAUUCCCGCCGCCGAAGAUACACGAAAGCUGUGGAUAUCUGGUCCCUUGGCGUUGUUCUCUACAUAUGCCUUUGUGGAUUUCCUCCUUUCUCCGAUGAGCUUUAUACUACCGAGAGCCCGUACACUUUAGCGCAGCAGAUCAAGAUGGGUCGCUUUGAUUACCCAUCACCCUACUGGGAUUCUGUGGGCGAUCCGGCUCUAGACCUCAUAGACAAAAUGCUCACCGUUGAUGUCGACAAGAGAAUCACAGUGGACGAAUGCCUAGAACAUCCAUGGCUUACUGGGAAAUACCCUAGUGUUUCUGAUAGCACUGAUGGGCUAACUGGAGCUUUGGGGAAACUGGACUUCUCGAAACGAAAAAUCGCACGGGAGCGCACGCUCCUUAGCAGUGUCAACGAUGUCCAUUUCAGUGAGCACUUGGAGGAAGGUGCUAUUCCGAUUAAAGUUUUCCAUAAAAAUAACGCCGGAAAACGAGUACACAACAGGCCUGCCAAAGCCCAGAAACGUGAAGUGUCACCUGACCAAAACAGUGCCCCUAAUGAUUUUGUCAACCUUGGAGAGCGUGGGGAUCCAGUGUUGUUCAAAGAAGAUCCCGCCAGUGCCUCUGUCCGAGACGCUUGCCCUUUUCAUGUCGUUAUUCCCCCGUUCGUUUACCUAGUGACCUACUGUUCCACAAUCAUGGGCCUCCUAUCUGUCAUUCUCGACAGUGUUUGUGAGCGCUGCUCAGAUUCAUCGCUAUGGAUGCUCACCAGUGUGGCAUUGCUAUCCAUGCUCGUUGUAUCUGUGAUUAUCAAUGUCUUGCGCCAACUUCUCUUCAAAAAUUACAAGGAACCCCCCUUGGUCUUUCAUUGGUUCCCUUUUAUUGGAAGCACCAUCAGCUAUGGCAUGGAUCCAUACAGAUUCUUCUUCAAUUGCCGAAAAAAGUAUGGCGAUAUCUUCACAUUCGUCCUCCUUGGUAAGAAGACCACCGUCUACCUAGGAACCAAGGGGAAUGAUUUCAUUCUGAAUGGCAAACUCCGAGAUGUCUGCGCCGAAGAGGUUUAUUCCCCACUUACAACUCCAGUGUUUGGGCGUCAUGUGGUAUACGACUGCCCAAAUGCUAAACUUAUGGAGCAGAAGAAGUUUGUGAAAUUUGGGCUUACAUCAGAUGCACUUCGUUCGUACGUUCGUCUGAUUACAGAGGAAGUGGAAGAUUUCGUACAAAAGUCCUCGGCAUUUCAGGGCCACAAAGGCGUUUUCGAUGUUUGCAAAACAAUUGCUGAGAUUACUAUCUACACCGCCUCACGUUCACUUCAAGGGAAAGAAGUCCGAAGCAGAUUUGACUCUACGUUUGCCGAACUGUAUCAUGAUCUCGACAUGGGUUUUGCCCCCAUAAACUUUAUGUUACCAUGGGCCCCUCUUCCCCAUAAUCGCAAGCGUGAUGCCGCCCAGAAAAGGAUGACUGAAACAUACAUGGAGAUUAUAAAGGAACGCCGUAACGCUGGCAGCAAAAAAGAUUCGGAGGACAUGGUAUGGAAUCUUAUGUCGUGCGUGUACAAAGAUGGAACACCUGUCCCCGACGAAGAAAUUGCACACAUGAUGAUCGCCUUACUCAUGGCCGGCCAGCACUCUUCGUCGUCUACUGCGGCUUGGAUUGUCCUGCAUCUUGCAGCAUCCCCUGAAAUAACAGAGGAACUCUAUCAGGAGCAACUUCGCAUCCUUGGACAUGAUAUGCCUCCACUUACUUAUGAGAACCUGCAGAAAUUGGACUUGCACGCCAAGGUCAUCAAAGAAACUCUUCGCAUACAUGCACCGAUCCACUCUAUCAUUCGAGCUGUGAAGAAUCCGAUGCCAGUAGAAGGUACCCCCUACGUGAUCCCAACUUCACACAAUGUCCUUUCCUCCCCUGGUGUCACUGCAAGAUCAGAAGAACAUUUCCCUGAUCCGCUUGAAUGGAACCCCCACCGCUGGGAUGAGGCCAUCGCUACUAGCUCAGAGGAUGAAGAAAAGGUUGACUAUGGCUACGGCUUAGUUACUAAAGGAACCAACAGCCCAUAUCUUCCGUUCGGCGCCGGGCGGCAUAGAUGCAUUGGCGAACAGUUCGCUUACGUCCAGCUCGGUGCGAUCACGGCGGCUCUAGUCAGGCUGUUCAAGUUCAGCAAUCUUCCAGGCGUUCAAACUCUCCCAGACACAGACUACUCAUCCUUAUUUUCUAAGCCUUUGGGCAACUCAGUGAUACAAUUUGAGAAGCGCGAGCCCGUCCCCAAGGCAUAG